CCGCUGGAAGAAACAGCAUCAUCAGCCACUGGCAUCACUUGCGCCUCCCGAACAGACAUCUAAGAGGCAGCAGGGUAUUUGGAGGUUAGAUUUAACACAACAUCAAGAGAGAUCAGGGCCGACUCCGAUCCAUCCGUGCAGAGAAGCAGGAGCGCAGUGUCGGGAUUUUUCCGUUUCUCCUCCACGGUGCUUGUGCACAUCUACACACCCUUUGGAUCGGCAGCGGGGACGGCAGGAAGGAAGGAAGGAAGGGGGAUCUGAGAGGAGGAGGAGGACCAUGGAGGGGAUGCAGGCAUACGGAGCUGGCAAAGCCGGAGGAGCCUUCGACCCCGUCACCUUCCUCCAGCAGCCACAGACCAUUUUCCGCAUAGUAUCUUGGCUCUUCUCUAUAGUCAUCUUCGGCUGCAUCGCCAAUGAGGGUUACAUCAAUCGCCCCAAUGAGGUAGAGGAGUACUGCAUCUUCAAUCGCAACCAGAACGCCUGUAAUUACGGUAUCUUCAUGGGCUCCAUGGCCUUUGUCUGCUGUGUCGCCUUUCUGGCUCUGGACGUCUACUUUCCUCAGAUCAGCAGCGUGAAAGAUCGCAAAAAGGCUGUGCUGGCUGACAUUGGGCUGUCAGCAUUCUGGUCCUUCAUGUGGUUUGUGGGGUUCUGCUUUUUGGCCAACCAGUGGCAGGUGACUAAGGAAGAGGACAACCCGCUGAGGGAGGGAGGGGACGCUGCCCGGGCUGCCAUCACCUUCUCCUUCUUCUCCAUCUUCACUUGGGCGGGCCAGUCCUUCCUGGCCUACCAGAGAUACAAGCUCGGGGCUGACUCGGCCCUGUUCUCCCAGGACUACACUGACCCCAGCCUGGACGCAGCCGGAGCGCCUUACACGUCCUUCGGCGGGGAUGACGUGGAGAGCCCGAGUGGAGAAGGGGGCCAAGCCAACAGCGACGGGGUGUUCGAUGGCACCGGGGGCUACCAACGUCAAGACUACUGAGAUGUUGAGGGUCAUAUAUACUACUGGAAGUCAUGAAGUUGCGCAAGAAAAUCUGAUUUGAAAUAGCAUCUGUAUUGUUACUGCUGAAGCUGGUUCAUCUUUACCCACUACUGAUGUUUUUUUGGACCCAGUGUUUAAUACAAGAGCGCCGAGUUUGCCCUGAUACUGAACCAAAUGACACAAUGCGAAGACUAAACAUAUUAAUUAUGAUUGUUGACAAGGAGUUACAUGUAUGUGUUAAACAGUGAGAACAGGUUACAGUAUGGCAGUUUGUACAUGACAAAGAGAGGGGAAGUUUUGUGUCAACAUUUUGGCUGAUUUCCAUCUGGUUUUUGAGCAUCACAAGUAUUUGUCCCUGUGUCAGCAAUCCUAGACACCUCUACAGACUUUGAGGCCAUAGCUUGGGAUGGCGUACGUACAAUAACAGGAACAUUUCAGACCGUCUGGGGGAGAAAGAAAUGCAGGACACAAAAUGACAAAACGCUUGACUGGAGGUGUUGGGGAGUUUAGGACAUUAUUUGCAGAUCAAGGGGUUUGAAGAAAUGGUCACCAGAUUUGUUAUCAUCUUGUGGCAUCUACUGUCUGUCAGCGAAAUAACUAAGAAAGGUGUGAGUUGAGACACAGGCUGAGUUAAGGCUGAUAAACUCCCCAGUGCUGUAUCACAGGACACCAGGAAAGACAAAUAAGAAUAUCUGGCAGCAGCCCCCUUAAAGUCAAAUAAGAUUGCAUUAGUAUAUGUCUCCCCACCCCCCUAAUGUGUGGAUGUGAGACUGUGUUUUGUUUGUUUGUUUGCCUUGUUACUCUGAAAGCCUUUCUUUUCCUCAAUUGUUGCCUUAGUGCAGACUGCCAAGCCAAAUCCAACAACACAGCCCAUACAGAACGCCCAAGAUGCAUGACAGUUCUGAAUCUUUAGUCUCAAAGUUUAGCUAGUUAAAUCGUUGCCUGUUUUCUCUUUGAGCUUGUGUAUCUCCUGAACAAAACCAAGGUUUUGUCAGCAUUAUACAGAAUCCCAAACAACACAGACGACAGGUUGUUUUAUUUUUUAAAUCACUAAAUCAACAGAAAACACCAUGCUCUCGAGGAUUUAUCUGUUGUCUCCUCUGCUUUAUUUAUUCUGCAAAUGAAGCAGCUAUGAACAUCUUGAGUAUUUAUAAACAUGCAUUACUCCACUUUCUUAAAUAAUAAAGUAUAGUUAUCUCUAUAAUUAUAUGUAAAAAUAUAGUUCAGUAUAUCAGUGUUUGACACAAAGAGUCUGCUUUAUUUUAGGGCAUUACGCUAGUUCUGUAUAAAACAAAGAAAAAGAAAGAAAUACUAAAGAAAGUUCUAUAAGAUCUGUUAAGUGUUAUUGUGAUAAGAUAUAUGGCGAGGUCAUCCAAGCCUCGUCCUUUAUGUUGCUUUCAGGCUAAGGAGAGGUUUUUGUUUUUUUAUUUUAUUUUGGGAUAAUGAUAUCAACAACACAAAGAAAAAAAAAGACCAAAUUACAAAAGUAUAUAUACACAUAUACUUUAUAUUUUACAUCUGUGUAGUUGUAGAAAUGUGUGAUGUUACUCUGUGAAAUCUGUUUAAAAACAAAGUAUGACACAGUAAAAAUAAGGAGUAAAAAUGUGUGUUUUCGAUGUUUUGAUUUUAACCAAUAAAAAUAAAGUACUGAUACAGAUAAGAUUG
Cololabis saira (Pacific saury) is the source of this 2644-nucleotide messenger RNA. RefSeq names its product synaptogyrin-1-like. The coding region runs from base 278 to 979 and encodes 233 amino acids. The record is from RefSeq and is a predicted model, not a curated record. The transcript is spliced from 4 exons. Gene Ontology annotation, cellular component: synaptic vesicle membrane; neuromuscular junction. Lineage: Eukaryota; Metazoa; Chordata; Actinopteri; Beloniformes; Belonidae.